AAGGACAACGUGAAGAGGAACUACUGGUACCGCGCGGCGGCUGAUCGUGGCGACAGUGAAGCCGUGUACUCGAUCGGAACGUGGUACUACUCUGGCGACGGCGUGAAGCGAAACCGCUCGACGGCGUGCGAGUGGUUCAAAAACGCGUCAGAGUUGGGGCACGGUCUAGCGACAGGCGAGCUCGCACGUUGCUACGUGAACGGCCACGGCGUGAGGCGAAAUGAGAAGAAGGCGAUCGAGCUACACACCAAGGCGGCGGGGCAGGUCCGCGGAUUAUCUCGGGGGCCUCUACGACUGCGACUGCGGCUACUGCGACGACUGCGCGACGGCGUGGCGGUGAACAAAACGGAGGCGCUGAAGUGGUACCGACUCGCG
Messenger RNA from Micromonas pusilla CCMP1545, 375 nucleotides. RefSeq lists its product as uncharacterized. Gene Ontology annotation, molecular function: protein binding. The record is from RefSeq and is a predicted model, not a curated record. The annotation marks the transcript as partial. The transcript has 2 exons. Lineage: Eukaryota; Viridiplantae; Chlorophyta; Mamiellophyceae; Mamiellales; Mamiellaceae.